AUGUCAGAGCUGGGCUUUGACUUUUCUCUGCUUUCCUCUUGUGCAGUGACGGAGAGCCGGGGAGUCAUGGAUAGCCUGCACAGGUUCUCCUCGCUCCCGGCUUAUCUCCCCGCCAGCUUCCACAUCGAAAGUGCACAGGAGUCCUUCUUCCUUAAAGAGGCCAACCAGGACCUCACGAGGAACUCCAGUCUGCAGGCCCGGGCUGAGCCUUUCUUCAUCUACCGCACCAGGACUCCCCCUCUCAUCAACGCCAGCUACGGCCCCUUUGCAGUGGAGAAGACAGUCCCCCAGGAGCUCAUGUUGACGUCCACACCCUUUGGAAACGUGGAGAACUUUCCCUUCAACUGGAAGCUGAAAUCCCACAUCCUUGACAGCUCUAUCUACUCCAACAGACCCAAAGUACAGACCCUGUUUUACAUUUCGGGGAUGGACUGGGAUGCCAGUGAACCUUCCCACAGCCUGCCCUGCGUCAAGAUGUUUGCUUUUCCCGAGGCCAGGGAAGUGGCGGCCAGCUGCCGGCUGCAGGGGGCUCCGGGGCUGUGCGUGGCCGAGCUGGAGCUGCUGCCCGAGUGGUUCAGCUCUGGCCUGGACCUGGAGCCAGAGGAGGAGAUCCCGGCCCUGCUGGGCGGCACGGCCAUGGAGCUCUUCUUCACGCUCUACCCAGCUGACGAGGCGGGGGAGUGCCCUCUGGAAGAGGACGGCAAGUGGGAGAACAACAUACACUCGGGCCAGGGUGGCCCCCAGCCGGCACUCCCCGCCCGGGAGAGGAUUGGGAGCGUCGUGGUCUACCCAACCCAAGACGACCUGAGGUGGUCACUGGUGAACCUGGACGAGAACGUAGUCAUCUCAGUGCCUCUGAACCUCGUCCGCGAAGGGGACACGGCCACCUUUCUGGUCUCUCUGACUAGUGGCUCUGUGGCAGACCACUUCACUCUCAGAAUUAGGGCUGCCACAGGAGUAAAGAUAACAGCGGUGAGAGUCAGCAGUGAGGACCAGUGGGCCGUCCAGGAGGACAUAGAAAACGGCAGCGAGCAGACCACGGCCACCCUCACCUGCGUGGGCCACCCCUCGGAUAUGCAGAGCAGGGCCAAUGGCUCCUUCUAUGAGAUCUUGCAAGUGGACUUUGGAGUCGACAACAGCAGUGGCCUGGCCGGGGCCCAGCAGAUCACCUGGCAGGUGGAGUACCCGGUGGAGGACUCCACGAGUGAGCUGGUUGUCUCUGAAAUCUUCAUCAGCCAGACCACCUUUGUGGGUAUCGUCCCUCUCGCAAUGGACACGGAGGUUUUGAACACAGCAAUUCUCACUGGAAAGGCGGUGUCAGUGCCCGUCAGAGUCGUGGGCGUUCAAGAGGAUGGUUCUGUGGUUGACGUGUCGGACUCUGUGGAAUGCAAGUCGGCUGAUGAAGACGUCAUCAAGGUUUCCAACAACUGUGAUUCCGUUUUUGUGAAUGGGAAGGAGAUGAAGAGCAGAGUAGACACAAUUGUGAACUUCACCCACCAGCACUUCACCUCCCAGUUAGAAGUCACCAUCUGGGUGCCCAGACUCCCUCUGCAGAUUGAGAUCUCAGACACAGAACUGAGCCAGAUCAAAGGCUGGAGGAUCCCAGUGGCCCCCAACAGAAGGCCCACUAGGGAGAGCGACGAUGAGGAAGAUGAGGAGAAGAAAGUCAGAGGGUGCUCCCUCCAGUACCAGCACGCCACGGUCCGGGUCCUGACCCAGUUUGUGGCAGAGUCUCCAGAGUUGGGUCAGCUCACCUACAUGCUGGGCCCUGACUGGCAGUUUGACAUCACAGACCUUGUUACCGAUUUCAUGAAGGUGGAGGAGCCAAAAAUUGCGAAGUUACAGGAUGGUAGGAUCCUGGUUGGUCGGGAGCCAGGAAUAACCACCGUGCAGGUCCUCUCGCCUCUCUCUGACUCCAUCCUGGCUGAGAAGACAGUGAUCGUCCUGGAUGACCGUGUCACCAUUGCAGACCUGGGUGUGCAGCUGGUGGCUGGCCUAUCCCUCUCCCUGCAGCCUCACAGAGCAGACAGAAGAGCCAUCGUCUCAACAGUGGCUGCCCGGGAUGUUCUUCAAGCCCCACAACAGGAAGCAAUACUCAGUUCUUGGAUUUUGUUCAGUGAUGGUUCGGUGACACCUUUAGACAUUUAUGAUCCGAAGGAUUUUUCAGUUACUGUCUCAUCAUUGGAUGAAAUGGUUGUGUCUGUCCAGCCAGACCUUCAGUCCAAGUGGCCAGCUGUAGUUGCAGAGGGUGAAGGCCAAGGGCCCUUGAUUAAGUUAGAAAUGAUGAUAAGUGAACCUUGUCAGAAGACCAAGAGAAAGAGUGUUCUCGCCGUGGGUAAAGGAAAUGUCGUGGUCAAAUUUGAACCAAAUAUUGAUGAACACCAAGGAGGCACCAAUGAUAUUGAGGGCAUAAAUCGGGAAUAUAAAGACCACCUCAGUAAUUCCAUAGAGCGUGAAGGAAACCAGGAGAGAGCAGUUCAGGAGUGGUUCCAACAUGGCGCAUCUGUUGGCCAAGAGGAGGGCACCAACAAAAGCACAACCCAGCAGUCUCCCAUGGAAGGAAAGGAUAAGAAGUUACUCAAGAGUGGUGGUCCGGAUGCCUUCACCAGCUUCCCCACUCAAGGGAAGUUACCAGAACCCAACAAUCCCAGUGACCUUACAGUGACCUCAAGGGGGCUAACUGACCUGGAGAUUGGCAUGUACGCCCUGCUCUGUGUCUUCUGUCUGGCCAUUUUGGUCUUCUUAAUCAACUGUGUGGCUUUUGCUUGGAAAUACAGACACAAAAGGUUUGCUGUGAGCGAGCAAGGCAACAUCCCCCACUCCCAUGACUGGGUCUGGCUUGGGAAUGAAGUGGAACUUUUGGAGAACCCCGUUGACAUCACACUCCCGUCGGAGGAGUGCACGACCAUGAAAGACAGAGGGCUGCAGUUCGAGGAGAGGAACCUCCUUCUGAACGGCAGUUCCCAGAAGACUUUCCAUAGCCAACUGCUCAGACCUUCUGACUAUGUCUAUGAGAAAGAAAUGCAAAAUGAACCUAUCAGUUCUUCAGGCCCAAAGAGGAAGCGAGUCAAGUUUACUUCCUACACCACCAUUCUCCCCGAGGAUGGCGGCCCGUACACCAACUCCAUCCUGUUUGACAGUGAUGACAACAUUAAGUGGGUCUGCCAAGAUAUGGGGCUGGGGGACUCCCAGGACUUUAGAGACUACAUGGAAAGACUGCAAGACCAGAUGUGAACUCCUUUCUUAUGUUUGUAUUCACCUUUAUGCCUUCUGUUUUCUGAGUGGUGGAGAAGUGAGUUUGAUCAGCAAUAGGGGAUGAUUUAACAAAGCUUCGUUUGUGGCGGUCUGGUGGGAUCCCUUUCCAAGCAAGUAACAGAGGUCAGGAGAUCUAAUGCAUCUGGGUUAUAAGUCGGGAAAUGCCUGUAAAACAGCCCACAUGUAGGUACUGGGGGAAAUUCUAAGACAACCAUUUUAUAUCCUGCCUGGUACUAACUCAGUGCAAAUACAGUAAACCUGACCCCACAGACAGACAGACAUUGUUAGUCAUCUCAUGACAAACAGCCGUUUGGAAUUAGAAAAGAUUUGGGUGUUGAUUUUUCUAUUCCUAGACCUUUUAAAGCACAGUGGACAUUUCUUGCCCUCGACCUGAGAUUAGACCUUUGUGAAAGAUAACUGAAUGUAGCUCUCCUUAUUUGUUACGAGCGCUGCUCAUUAUUUUUAUAUACAUUUGCGUCUGCACCUGGUUCCUUUGACCUGUGGAAUUUUUUGAAACAUGAAGAGAAGAAAUUUCAGUGUUUCCUUUGAGAUCUGUUUGGUUUACCUCUGAGUUUUAUUCACUGGGAUUUGCCAUGUCAUGUUACUUCCUGGGUGUUCGUACAGAACGUCAGCUUUUCUCUAGUUUUCCACAUUUCACUGUACAGGUACAGUAGCUACGAAGCUUAUCCUCACUGUGUGAUUCCUUCUUUUCCUGGUUGAACUUUCUUGUGUCAGACACGGACAAGGGGUUUUACUUAAAAUGUUAAUAUACUGCAAGAGAGGGCCAUCUCUUUACAAUUUUCUACAUGAAGCUUGAAAAUUUUGGAGAAAAGCUGUGAAUCACAAACAGUUUUAUUUUUAUCCUCUGCUUGUUGGAAAUGCACGGGGAACUCCUGGAGUAUCAUUUCUAAAGGCAAAAAGCCUCAAAAUAGCUGUAUUUAUACAAGUGCUUUGUGGUCAACACAACUUAUUAUCCGAACUUGAAUCUAAGAGUAGAGUUGGUAUACACAGAAAGGAAAUUGCUUAGGAAAAUAGCUGCAGAUAAAACUUUCCAUUUUACCAGAAGAAAAAGAAAAAGUAAGUAGAAUGAUGUUUCAACUUAACGGUAUAUAGAAAUGCACCUAUACAAUGAGCAAAAAAAAAAAAUUCCUCCAUCAUGAUUCUGGCAGAAAUAAAACUUUCACAGGGUGUGUGCACUUAUGGCCGAAAGCAAUGGGUUUCUAAGAAAAAAUUCAUAAAAAGAAACAACUGUUCCAGGGCACAAGAAGCAGUUGUUACGAAAAAUGACAGUGAUUGGAAAUCAAAGUGACAGGAGAGACAAGAAGACAACACCUUUAUUGAUUAAGAUAGGAUAGCUAGAAAAAUAGAAAGUGGACCAAAAUUCCUCAUGGUGGGCUUUCUUGAGCAGUUUUCAUCUCUAAGAAAUAAGAUUUUAA
Messenger RNA from Trichechus manatus latirostris (Florida manatee), 4691 nucleotides. RefSeq names its product transmembrane protein 132B (gene TMEM132B). NCBI's taxonomy places the organism in Eukaryota, Metazoa, Chordata, Mammalia, Sirenia, Trichechidae. Bases 1 to 3234 code for a protein of 1077 amino acids. The transcript has 8 exons. The record is from RefSeq and is a predicted model, not a curated record.